Moneuplotes crassus is the source of this 1084-nucleotide messenger RNA. NCBI's taxonomy places the organism in Eukaryota, Ciliophora, Spirotrichea, Euplotida, Euplotidae. The record is from the annotation of a GenBank genome assembly.
AUGUCGGAUCGAGCCCCACAUCCCUCAAACCUAGAAUCACCAACUCCAAAUCGCAACAGUAUCACCUCCACAGUCCCUUCAGUCCCAGCAGACUCAAUACAUCUCUCUAGCUUAAACCAAAACCUAACUUUUGAGAAAAUUAAAGUGGAAGAGAAUGAAGAGGGAGAGAAAUUGAAGAAGAGAAAGGAGAAGAGAGGGAAAGGGGGAUGUGUUGUGAGGAGAUUUCAGAAGAAAGGGAAGAUGAGAAGUGAGAAGAGGAAGAAGUCAGGGAGUAAAAUUGAAGCUCUGGAGAAGGAGAAUAAAUAAAUUGCAGUUCAGAGUACUUCAAUUGAAAGAUGAAUUGAACAGCUUAAAGAGUUUGGUUAAGAAGAAAGAGAAGUUUUGAGAGAGACAGCCUAUGCAUCAUCCUAGUACUCUGAAUCAACCAAGUCUUAGUGUAAAGAGCUCGGCAAAUCAAGAAUCCCGACUUUGCUAUUCAGCUGAUAGGAAAAACGCUAGAACUAAAUACGGAAAGGCUCCUCGGCCAAGGAAGAUCAGCAAGUCAUCCCAUAGAAAAAUCAAAAGUGCCCUCAACAAAGCUGAUGAGUGGAAGCAGCGCUGCAAAGUACUCGGUGAGCAAUACCUCCAAGAAAUACAGAAGGUCCGGAUGAGCGUCGAAAUAUUCAAAAAUGAUGUUCUAGGAACUCAUAAAGAUAUGCAAAUGAAGUUUAUUGAUCAAAUUAUACUCGCUCAUAAAAAGUUUCAGAAACAUCUCAAUAAGAAAGAUAACAAGAUCAAAAAUUUGAAGCUGAAGAAUAAAAAGUUGAUGGAAAAAUUAGGUAGUAUUAGAAAAACUUUUGAAGACGAUCCUCAGGAUCAGCCAAGGGAGAAAAUUCUUACACCUAAUUCAAAACACCAAUUCCAUCCAAAUUACUACCAGCCACAGGUCCAGAAAACAUCUAAAAUAGAGACAAUUGGGCCAUCAGGGUUAAUAAGAACAAUUCCUCCAGAAAUAAUGGACACUCAUAAUUCCCAUAUCUCUCAAAACAAGCAGGUGAAUAAGCCUGGAAGUUAGUUUUGAUGAACCAAUAAAUUUUCCAAUCUA